AUGUUCUGCAAAUACUCAAAAAAUCUUAAACUGAUACAGUGGUCUGAUACUGUUUUAGAAAUACCUGCAAAUUUCAAAGAUGCUGAGAGAAGAGAUCUUUUUUGGGCAUUUUCACAUUUUGUUUAUAAAGAAACAAUACCAGUGUGGAUUGGUUAUAACUCUAAAACAGUAAAACAUGACAAUGAAGUACACAAGGUGACAUUUUUGCGGAAUUAUAAUGAAGAUUCUACUAAUCCAUCGAUGAUACUAGAGACGUUAAGAAUUACAGAUAGCAUCGCUAAUGAAUGUGGUCAAAAUUUUGCUGUUGUCACUUACGUCUUAGCUAUGGCCAAACCUGCAAUGCAAAUACAGUCAUUACAGUCACCAACAUUUGAUAAAAUGUUUAUACAUUUUGGCGCAUUUCAUUUAUUUAUGGCAUAUUUUGCAGCUCUAGGAAAAAUCAUGUCCGAAUCUGGAUGUGCUCAUAUUUUGUGUGAAAGUGGAAUACUAGCAGAUAAUUCGAUGAAAGGAUUUAUGUCUAGAAGACAUUUUAAUAGAUGCAAAAGAUUACAUCCUCUCCUUGCUCUAGCUUUACAACUUCAGCACAUAAAAUUUUUCUUAAGUUCAAAUAUACAUUUGUCUCCCGGAUUCGAACUUUACUUAAUGAAUAGCUAUCUAGAUAGGGACUAUUAUUCAGAAAACGAAUGCCCAUCAGAACUUAUAGCAUUUUUAUCUGACGCGUACAGGAAAACAUGGGCCAAUUGCUCAGUUUUGGUUUAUAUGUAUAUCGAUUAUGUACAUCUAUACUUAAAAAUGUCAAGAGCCGUAAGGAUGAAUGACGUAGAUCUUUUCACGCUAUGA
Psylliodes chrysocephalus is the source of this 840-nucleotide messenger RNA. The record is from the annotation of a GenBank genome assembly. Lineage: Eukaryota; Metazoa; Arthropoda; Insecta; Coleoptera; Chrysomelidae.